This is a messenger RNA of Rangifer tarandus platyrhynchus (Svalbard reindeer), 528 nucleotides long. The record is from the annotation of a GenBank genome assembly. Lineage: Eukaryota; Metazoa; Chordata; Mammalia; Artiodactyla; Cervidae.
AUGUUUCUGAUUCUGCUCCUGCGCCUGGGCCACUCUGCUCAGAACCAGCCCAAGCUAGCCCCCCAGAAGGAGAAAUGUGGGGUGAAGAGCUACAUCAGAAACCAUUUGACUACCAGACAGUGGUGUGGAUCUUCAGCCAACAGACUGUAUGACCCCCAGAUAUAUGAGCAAGCCCAGGACCCGCUGGCACCGCAGGGCACAGAGGACAGUAACUCGGGUAGAAGAAGCGGGAUGCUCCCCUCCAUCCUGAAGGAGAUGCCCGCAGCCAUGGAGAGGCGAAGCGAGCCGAGCCGUCAAGCCUGGAGACUUGAGGACCGAGCCCAGAAAAUGCGGGGGAAGAUCCGCUGGAGGGUGGCCGCCCAGCGCCCCCAGCAGAAGAGAUGGCAAAGAGAUCCUCAGGACUCCCAGGGAGCGGAGACUGACAGCAGUCUGAAGGCCAAGCAACAGAUAGCGUCCAAGGGCCGCCAUGAUUGCAUCACCGAGGAAAGAAGUUGCGGCCUGGCCUCACCCAGCUUGACCAGCGGUUGA